UUUCUUUCUCUACUUCUUUCUCUUCCGCCAGAGAGAGAAAUUCUCUCUUUUCUCCACUCCACGUCUCCACCAGUUCACAAUUUCGUCCCAUUGGUUCAAGGCAAGGCAAAGGUUAUUAAAGCAUCUGAGCUUGUAUUAGGGUUUUGAAAUCUCAAAAUCAAAACCCUAAUCCAAACUCAGGAAAAGGCAGAUCUAGUAUGGUUCCCUAUCCUCUCCGCAAUGGUAGAGACAUUUUAGCUAUUCCAAUUUCUACAGUUGCCUCAGAGUGUGCUUUUAGCACAAGUGGAAGAGUCUUGUCUAACUUUAGGAGUUAUUUAUCUCCUAAAACAGUUGAGGCUCUACUCUGUACCCAAGAUUGGUUAAGGUCUAGGGGGGGACCUAUUCUUAUUGAUGAAGAAGAUAUUGACAAUAUUGAGGCAAUUGAGAAAGGUAAUAACAUAUCUAACUUCUUUUAUAAAUCCUAAUCCUGUUUUUUCUUUUCUUUUCUUGUCUUUAUAGCUUAUACCCUGACUUUAUGUUUAACUUGGUUAUGACUUAUGAAUUUGACUUGUGUACUUUUACUUUGUCAAAUUCUGAUGGGAGCUCUCCAAAUUAUGUUGUUCUUGAUGACUGAUCUAAUAUGGCUCUGCAAAUGUUUUUUUUGCUAAUAUGGUUUUUUUUGUUAAUAUGUAUUACAUCUCAAACACAAACAGUACAUAGUGUUUAAUGAUUCUUAUAGUCUUUUGCACAGCACUCACUAUCACUAACUAUACUCAGCUUAGCUAAGGCACUUAACAAUGGGAACUUAGAAAGCUGUGAAGAAUCAGUGGAUUCAUUGCAGGCCAAGUUUUUGUGUUUUUUGUUGAUGAACUUGGUCUUCUUCUCUUAGACCGGUAGUUGAUAAAUAUGUCUAGUGUCUGUUGAGCUGAAUGUUGGCUUAUUGGUUGUAGUCAUAGGCCAAUUAUUUGCUUUUUGUUUUUGUAAACUUGAUCUACUUGCACAAUAUGAUUAGUCUUAUAAUCUUAUGAACUCAUUUAUGCAUGCAUGUUGCUUUUAUAUUCUUCAAAUUUGGAAAUGCGAUAUGAAUGCUUAUCUAUGAGAAUGGUUAUCUAUGAGACUAGGAGUUUACUGUUUUAUAAUAUAGUUAAUUAAUUCCU
Rubroshorea leprosula is the source of this 1136-nucleotide messenger RNA. The record is from the annotation of a GenBank genome assembly. Lineage: Eukaryota; Viridiplantae; Streptophyta; Magnoliopsida; Malvales; Dipterocarpaceae.